GAAGAAUGAUGUUUUUCGUGAUUAAAAGAGUAUAUCUUUUGAAUUUGUUGUAAGAUUUGAAUGAAAACUGUCUUAUAGAUUCAUAAUAAUGCGAACGAGCAAACCUCCGGACUCAUCAAAUCCGAGUCCGGAUCAGUCACUCUGGAUCACUCCGGAUCACUCCGGAUCACCCCGGAUCAGUCCGGAUCACUCCAGAUCACUCCGGAUCAAUCUGGAUUACUCCGGAUCAGUUCAAAUGAGUCCGGAUCAGUCUGGAUUAGUAUUGGGAAUUUCGUUUUAAUAAAGGAACGGAACGUGAACCUGAGGUGCAAAAGAACCGACCCAGAGCUUAGAAGCCAAACUGUCAUCCGGAGGGGGGGGGGGGAAUUUUGCUACUUGUUACAGGAUAUGAAAAGGCGUUUCUUCAAUCUGAAAUCAUAUCUGACACCAAAUCUAAAUGGGUUCAACCUAUGCCCAGUAAGCUACCAGCUGUACCAGCUGUGCUAUUAUAAAGCAUGCAUUUAUUAUCUAGCAAUUUUUAAACUUUUUAGAUGCGACGACCAUUUUCGGUCAAAGCCUUCCUGUACCACUAAUAGGCUUGGCUAUCAGUAACUUAUUAAAUGCCCAUAGCGUAUGGGGGCACAGCGCACCUAAAGCACAACGUAUGGGGGCACGAUCCAUUCGAGGCUUUUACCCAUGCCGAUGUUAUUGAGUGGUACGAGUUGACGAUUGUAUCACGAGAUUGACUAAUUAUUUGAAUUUCACUUACUAUUUAAAACAGUUUUUUUUUCACAUAAAUCGUUUACAAGAUCACGGCACUCAAAUGGUUGUCGAAUGGAACAGAAUGAUUCUAAUCGAAUGACCAAAUAUUGGAAUCAUGCCGAGUGCCAAGAUCAAGUGGAUAUCGUGGCAUAAAAAAUAAUUACAUUUUAUUUUUCGUUGUUCAUACUCGCAUAUUAUAAUAUAUCUUUUCCAACGCUUUCUGCCAUAAGAGUACAGAUUUUAAUUUUAUAAUAGUCAUUUGUCUAGUUAAGACAAGCUAAAUUAUAACAAAAACUAUAAUAGAUGUUACAAAUUGCACGAUAAUACCAAAUGCAACACCAUUUUUGGUUUCGCUUAUCACGAUUUUUAUAAACGAUACGCGACGAAGUGCGAUGAAUAUUCCUGUGAGCAUGGGAGAGUGCACAGGCAACAUAUACUGUGUACGAGAAAGAGUGAACAGUUAUUUUGCAUGCAGCAAGCAACAGCCGGACAAAGCCGGUUUUUUCAAAGAACGGAACGCACGAACGUUAGCACCUUGCUAACAAUAUUGAAGCGGCAAAGAUCGGAACGGAACGGAGUGAACGGAAAGAACGAAUUGAACGGAACGGAAUGAACGGAAUGAACGGAAAGAACGAAAUAAACGGAACGGAACGGAAUGAACGGAUUAAACGUAAUGGAACGGAAUGAACGGAACGGAACGAUUUUGUAUAAAGGAUCGGAACGGAACGGCCUACAUAAAGAACGGAACUUUUUUACUACGUUCGAACCGGAACGGCCAACACUAGUCUGGAUCAGUCCGAAUUAGUCCGGAUCAGUUCGAAUGAGUCUGAAUGUCUACGAACACGUCCACGGGCCUGCCCACGCCCGAAUGCAGAGCCGAUGGCAUACGAUUCUAACUUUAUCAUUAACAUGAGAGGGACGGAGUUUAUACCCCGAACGUACCCGAAAGGUAUGCAUGCUUCACUCAUCAGGAUCUAAAGGCAAGAACAAGGCAAAAGAGACAGAAAAGUUACACGGCUACACAUGCCCUCUAGACGCGUUGUCUAUGCGUUUCGCUCGGUAUCACAGCGGCAUACGGCAGGUAAGCAGUACAAAUGCUGCUACCUGAUACGCACACAUGUUUAUCGAACACAACUAUUCGGUUCGGCUCGGUAAACUUCACGACCCAUCUGGACUCAUCUAGACUAAUCCAGACUCAUUCAGACUCAUCCAGACUCAUUCGGACUCAUUCAGACUCAUUCGGACUGAUCCAGACUCAUUCGGACUGAUCCGGACUGAUCCAAAGUGAUCCAGAGUGAUCCAGACUGAUCCGGACUGAUCCGGACUCAUUUGAACUGAUCCGGAGUAAUCCAGAUUGAUCCGGAGUGAUCUGGAGUGAUCCGGACUGAUCCAGACUGAUCCAGUCUGAUCCGGACUGAUCCGGUCUGAUCCGGACUGAUCCGGAGUGGUCCGAAGUGAUCCGGAGUGAUCCGGAGUGAUCAGGAGUGAUCCGGAGUGAUCUGGAGUGAUCCGGAGUUCAAUCCGGUUGUGAUCCGGAGUCGGAGUCAUAUUUUGCGCACCGGAGUCGGAGUUUAUCCAUGACUCCUCUCCGGAUUACCCAUCACUACUCCAGAGCUGUUGGUGUGGAUUCGGCUCUGGAGCCGUGGGUACCAUUGGUGUGCUCCAAAACACCCAUUCCUAUUCGGCAGUAACACUAUGACAAAAGUAUGAAUGAGUGUGUUAACCCAAAUAGCCAGAAUUGCUUAAGCAGCUCAUUUAGCUCAUCAACAAGAUUUGUUUCGUUUAAACACAUCCCAAGCGCCACAAAUUAAGCUUAAACGACUGGAAAAUUGAAUAUCCAUAGAAAAAAAAAUGAAAGCUCCACAGCUUCAUUGGUUUGAUCAAUAGAUGGCGUAUUAAAACUGAUAAUUAUAUUGCUAUCCUUUUCUUGCAAUGUGUUUCUGCAAGUUUCAUCUUAUCAUGACCUAUAUAGCCUUCUAACUUUCCGAGCAAAAAUCUAUAUAAAUGGUCGUGUGGUCAGAUACGUGGGUAUCAACACCAACGACCAUUACUCAAAUCUCACUUGCUUCAGUGCUGAUGGUUUGGAUGGGUGGUCCAUUGGAGUUUAGUAUUUAAACAAUUAUAUCGCCGUUCUAGUUCCAGCGAUGCAUAACUUCAAUGCGAAACCAUACAACAGUACAGAGGAAAUGAGAAAGCUCUCCUCCAAGCGAUGAAGCUCAACUGGUUUAGGUAUCCCACCAACAGAGAGCGUCACCAGCUUUUUGGGUAGUUUUAGAAUGCAUGAGUCGUUUGCCGUCUGCUAAACGAAGUCUUUCUAUAUUCCGUUUAGGUAGAGAACUUGAGUCGUUUAGUGGUCGUUUGGUGGAUUUGUGGCACUUGGGAUAUGUAUAUUUUUAAAUCCUUUGUAUUGAUGAAUUACACAAAAUUUUACACAAUUUACUGAUAAUUCACAAUCACUUCACUCAAUAUUCAUUCUUCAAUUGACGAAUCUAACUUGUUCAGCAGCAAUGAGAUUAUUGCCGGCGUCCGUCUUUGACACUUUAACAAGAGCCACCUUGUACCGAUGUCAUGCAUUAAAAAGCUAUAAAGUUCCACCAAGUUCAGUACCCUUUCUUAACAAGCCUUCAAGUUCCAUCAUUAACCCUACACAUAGUGCUAAUCAGCCACAAAGUUCCAAAGAGUACCAUGUGCCUGUUAAAAAGCUCCAUAGUUCCGUAAAGUACCGUCUAUCUCUUAAUCAGCCACAAAGUACGACAUCGGAACGAUUUUUCGUUAAACAGCCCUAAAUCAGCUAUAAAGUACGAGCGUGCUAUUUGGGAUCGGUUAACCAAUUUUAUUUCUUUGCCUGUAGUGGUUGGUAUCAUUUUAAAAGAGAUGAUUUCAGUGUUAAUUUCAAAAUAUUGUUACACAACAUGCAAAAAAAUUUAACUGUACACAAUUGUAAUAAAACAUUCGAAAGAAAAGAAAAAGACAUAAGCAUCCUCUCAAAACAAGCGGCAAGGCCGGUUGGGGUGUUGGAGUUACAGCACAUUUUUGAUUGAAAAAAAUAUUGGGGCCCUUCACGAUUCUAGUCAGUUUUUUGUAUGGAGUUUGACAGUUGGAGGCUGAAAUCAUGUAAACACUGCAUACAAAACUGCACACAAACCUAGCCUGCAAUUUUCAGUCUAGAUUAUUCUAACCUCAAAGCUAGAAUUAGAUUCGAGUACCUGCUCGAAAAAUGGCACAACAAGGUGGUGUUUACACCCAAGUAGAAAAAUCGAGCAGUUUUUUUCAUUUUUCUAAUGACACACAACCGAUUUCAGCUUAACGGGGGGUCCAGAUUGCACGCACACAAGCGCAAAUGAACACGAUGACACGCACACAUUGAGACUCGCUGUCAGUUCGUUCUGAUGGCUUGAAAACAGGCAAAAAGUUGGGUUAUGUGUGGAUUGUAAACAUUCUGUUCGUUCAAUUCACACAAGCUUGUGCCUCAACAUCAUCUCUGCCGCGCCACCGCCUACUUGCAGUAUAUCUGUUACUUUCUUCGCUUGUUGUACUGUGAAUGAGAGAAGGAGACAUAUUAUUCAGGAAAAUGGAUUUCAACAAUAAUGUUGAGGAAAAACUAGGCGACACCAUCCCAGUCAAACCGUCGAGCAAAAAACUUGAAGCAGCAAUUUCAACCGGAUCAGCUCAACUGAAAAAUGAAAAGUGCCCUACUUAUCCAUCCCAGAAUCAUCAAAAUUCCCUACCUCCUGCCGUGCCACCACGAUCCUCCUCAUUGCCCCGACCAAAUCCUCAAUUAAUCUUAAAAACGAACAUAGCCUCACCAAUUCCUUUUCCCAUCGCACCCCCUCGAACCACAUCCUUGUCCACGCAAAGCUUUCCGGUGCAAUCCAUUUCCUUUCGAGCCAUAAGCACUCCCGCUUCCGAUCCGAAUAAUACUUUCAAAUUAAACUCGCCCACCAUACCACCACGAUCCUCUUCCUUAAUGAUGCCAAAUUCUAGUCCAGUUCAGAAUAUCACGUUUCUUCCAAAAGUCCCGGUUAACACCGAAAGUGCAUCGCAUCCUCCUACCUUACCACCACGAUCUUGUUCUGUGUCCCUUCCUGAGCCCAACAGAAAACUCAAUCCAACUGAAAAUUUAACACAGUUGGAUCGUAUUGAAAAACAGUUGAACAUUCUGUCCAAAGUAGCUUGUCACACACAAUUUGUGACGAACUUAGUUUUAGACAAUCUCUGCAACAAAGACUCAAAUUCAGAAAGGAAUCCGCUAAUCAAAAAAAUGGAAACUCUUGACAUGUUAGAAGAAAUGGAGAGAAAAUUGAAACAUGAAAGUUUAUACAUGGCAAAGACGAUUUGCCUUUUGUUAAGUGCAUUAAAAGGGACCGACAAUGUCCAAGAAAGACUAUCGAUAACACUAGAUUUGUUAUUCGAUCGCGAUUUUUUUUCCAAGUUUAGUUGGACAGGUGUUGGGUUUCCGGAAGCCAAGAUUCCAUUAGAAAAAUACGUCUAUAUUAUAAGUUUAUUUAAAUUCGUAGGAGGCACUAGCUUUAUAGAUGACACAGCUACGGUUUCACACGAAACAGUGAAGACUUUUCUAGUUGAUAAGCUAAAUCACGGAAAAGCACGAAGUUUAGUGAAAGGGUUGCGACAUACGGUGAAACGUAAAAAAAGAAUUAUAGAAAAGAAUUAUGUAUAUAUGUAUAAGUUAAGUAUAUAUAUAAGUGUUUUAUUGAAUUAAUGAUUUAGGCAUUUAUACAGUUGGAAUAUUAGCUGUGAUUCAAGUUGUGAUAUGAACUAUGUAGGAGUAAACGUGUAUGAAUUUAAUGGGUAAAAAUUAUAUAUGAAAUACCCACAAUCUGUUCUAGUUCUUAAGGCAUUUCCUCCUUGCAUUUUGCCUUAUCCCGGGCAUACUCGGCAACUUUAUUCUACUCAUUUUAAUACAAAACUAAUAAAAAAAUAAACUAAUAAAAAUAUUUACCUAAACUUAAACCUUAACUACCUAUUCUAAACCUAACAGCUUACAUAUUUUAAUUAUGAUCUAACUUUCAAGUGUAUGUAAAAGAGGACUGAAAUAAAAUGUAUUACCCUGAUCUAAACUAA
Molecule: messenger RNA, 5823 nt
Organism: Anopheles coluzzii
Lineage: Eukaryota; Metazoa; Arthropoda; Insecta; Diptera; Culicidae
Exons: 2
Coding region: 4283-5461 (392 amino acids)
Source: RefSeq, a predicted model, not a curated record